AUGGGCCGAGGGAGCACAGGGAGGGGGCCGCUGAAGGCGCAGAAACACUUCACUCGUUUAAAAAGGCAUGCUUUGGGCUUGGAGCUCACUGAAGUGAAAGUCUUCCAGACUGGGGAGGAUCCAUCGAUCCCCUUGCACGUGCUUUCCAGGCUCUCCAUAAACUCAGACCUCUGGCACAGCAGCUCGGACUUGGAGUUUACCAUGCAGUGCUUGGUGCCUGACUUCCAGCAGCCCGCAGACUGCAUGGAUUUCUCCUCCCGACUUCAGGAGCAGCAGGUGUGUCUGGAACGAGUGACCAGCUCAGAUCUGGGGCUCAGUGGCACCAUCCAGGUUCGCAAUGUUGCUUUUGAGAAGCAGGUGUCUGUCCGGUACACCUUCAACCAGUGGAGAAGCCUCCAUGAAGUGUGUGCCCGUUGGCACAGUAGCAUCCCUGAGAAAAGCGGGCAGGGUCAGGUCGAUGUUUUCACUUUCUUUCUCCCUGUGCCUCCUUUCCUCCUGCAGCUGUGCUCUGUCGUCCAGUUUGCAGCGAGGUACCGAGUCAACGGCUGGGAGUACUGGGAUAACAACAGAGGCAAAAACUACACUCUUACCUGCCGGACUCACCCCCUUAAGAUGCCCAGAGAGUGCGAGGAGAGCUGGAUCCACUUCAUCUGA
Molecule: messenger RNA, 654 nt
Organism: Charadrius vociferus (killdeer)
Lineage: Eukaryota; Metazoa; Chordata; Aves; Charadriiformes; Charadriidae
Product: protein phosphatase 1 regulatory subunit 3D-like
Exons: 2
Coding region: 1-654 (217 amino acids)
Biological process (GO): regulation of glycogen biosynthetic process
Cellular component (GO): protein phosphatase type 1 complex
Molecular function (GO): protein phosphatase 1 binding; glycogen binding
Source: RefSeq, a predicted model, not a curated record